AAAGGAGUGGCCAUAGAUGUGUUUGCACAAUGGGUAUUGAUGUAUAUAAAUACACCAAGUCUCUCAGUAACAAGAUACACUGCGAAAAGAGCUUAAAGAGCAGGUUGAUCAUGGCAUCGCACACCUUAUUCUGCUGUUCCGUCUUGCUACUGUUUCAGUACACUGCCUCUUCAUUUCCGACCAUUGAUACAAUCAGGGAUCUGAGAGACAUAUGGUACGGCAGCAUCUUCCCACGACAUGGUCUCUAUCUGCUUUACUGGUUUGUUGACCAAUCAGAGAUCGACAUCAACCAUGACAUCAUCCAAACCCAUUUCGAUCCAGCCAGAGGGGACUAUGGCUUUGGUUUCUUCGAUAAUAACGACAGUUUCCUCCCAGCUCUGACCGAUCUAAAGAGGCAAGCUUACUACGCAGUGGGGGAUAUCAGUAAAGCUAACUCAUGGGCCUUGCCUGAGUAUGUCACUGAAAACUACUACAACUCACUGAAAUCUGGCAACAGAAAUAGGGACAGGAUCAUAGUCAGGGUUGUCCAGGCAGAAGGGUCAACUCAAACCAGUUUGGAUAAGGUCUUUGUCACUGAACUUUAUCCGUUCAAUGAUAACCAAGCAAAUUCCUUCCAUCCAAAUCACACGUACACCAUUAGCUUCGACCUCUUACGAGAAAUCCAGAUGUUACAGGUCCAUUGGAGGAACGACACAUUGGGCGGUUUGGAGGCAUUUCUGGGACAAGCUGGGUACCAAACGUGCCCGUCACCUGAAUUCCAGGUCUGUUAUGCGAAGUCUAUUCGAUUCCAAAGGCUUCAGAUGGUGGAAAUGAAGACUGAGGACGAUUGUCACCCGCUGAGGCUUGACGUCAAACCAGCUGAGAACGGCUACCUGAAAAUGAGUUGGAGCAACCUACCAAAGUCCAUCAUGGACCGUUACAUGGUGGUGGGGCUUUUCAAGGAUGAUGGUAGUUCGACCAAACUAGCUGAGUCCCCCGUCGGCAACGACACGUCCGGAACCUCUGACAUUUUCGUGGCCCUCAAUCCUGGUCUUCAGGUCAGGCUCCUCAAAAAAUCUCCCUGGGACACGACCGAAAGGGAAGUCUGGCGUGGUGCCGAAUUUGACGAUGCGGACAGUUUGAUUCCUGUCGUCGUGAAAGGCUACGAUGCCAGUCUGCAGCUCUACACAAAAAAUGGCUACGCCUGCGCUCGCCUGUUUGUGAAGAAGUCCUUUGCUGACUGGAAGGAGGUGUUUUAUUACUCGUGGGUAGGGUUCUACUCUGCGAACAGUGUCAGCAACAAGGAAUACCAAACCUACCAGUGGGCAGUGUAUUUUACUAAAGACACUCCCUCAGAUGAGAUACCUGAAUAUGAUGUCUAUGUUUAUGAGUCCAGUAUGGCCACUUCUCCAGGUGCCCAGGCCCGAUUCAUGCUGUCGGAAUACAACGAAGUAGCACGUACGGUAGCCUGGGAAAGUCAACCCUAAAAACCAAGCCCUCGAUGAAAUGUAGAGAAUUUUUAUGCCAUGAUGAUGUUGGGGUCUUUGAAGCAAAUGUUUAUAUAAAAAAAGUAUUUAACCGUUGAAUCAUUGUUGUUAUGUAACUUUAAUCAGACAAUACUGAAAUGUACUAUUCCAAAGAAACAUGAAUUUGAACCUUGAGUCUGAUCACAAAUCACUUAUUUUUCUUUGGCACCCUUGUUUCAUGAAUAAUUCUGACAUAAUUCUCAAAAUAAAAUGAAAUAGUAAUCAACUGUA
Messenger RNA from Salmo salar (Atlantic salmon), 1736 nucleotides. RefSeq lists its product as uncharacterized. The record is from RefSeq and is a predicted model, not a curated record. NCBI's taxonomy places the organism in Eukaryota, Metazoa, Chordata, Actinopteri, Salmoniformes, Salmonidae.